Messenger RNA from Ornithorhynchus anatinus (platypus), 11691 nucleotides. RefSeq names its product epiplakin. Bases 63 to 11456 code for a protein of 3797 amino acids. The record is from RefSeq and is a predicted model, not a curated record. NCBI's taxonomy places the organism in Eukaryota, Metazoa, Chordata, Mammalia, Monotremata, Ornithorhynchidae. Gene Ontology annotation, molecular function: structural molecule activity; keratin filament binding. Gene Ontology annotation, cellular component: membrane; keratin filament; cell junction. Gene Ontology annotation, biological process: intermediate filament bundle assembly; wound healing. The transcript has a single exon.
GAACCCAGUGAGGAGCCAGAUAAGAAAGGAGAGAACUGUGGGUCCACAUACGGCACUGCAAAAUGAAUGGCAUUGUGAAAGCGGCAGUGAAUGGCACGAGAAUUGAUGGAGAUGCUGACAGUCCAGUCAACGACACAGUGGAGAACAAAACACUGAAGGUGGAAAUGCAGAAGUCCCUACGGGCUGCCACCAUGGAGGUUGCCGUGGGCCACUUGAAAGGGCAGCGGGUCUCGGUGUGGGAUGUCCUCUCCUCCAGCUACCUGGUCGAGGCCAGGCGGCGGGAGCUUCUAGAGCAGUUUGGCUCAGGAGCUCUGACACUGUCGGCCCUGGUGGCCGCCCUGUCGGCCGCCGUCGAGGACACGGAGCAGAAGGCCGGCAGGGUCUCCUUCCGGGGCCUCCGGCGGCAGGUGUCGGCCUCGCAGCUGUGCAGUUCUAAGAUCAUCAGCAUCGAGACCCUGCGGGACCUGGCCAAGGGAACCAAGACCAUGAAGCAGGUCACUGAGAUGGACUCGGUCAAGAGGUACCUGGAGGGGACCAGCUGCAUCGCCGGGGUCCUGGUGCCCUCCCGGGAGGACCCGACCAAGCAGGAGAAGAUGACCAUCUACCAGGCCAUGUGGAAGGGCAUCCUGAGGCCCGGCACGGCCCUGGUGCUCCUGGAGGCCCAGGCGGCCACGGGCUUCGUCAUCGACCCUCUGGGGAACCGGCGGCUCUCCGUGGAGGAGGCCGUGGCCGCGGACGUGGUGGGCGGGGAGCUCCGCGAGAAGCUGCUGUCGGCCGAGCGGGCCGUGACCGGCUACACGGACCCCUACACCGGCGAGCCCCUCUCCCUCUUCCAGGCCAUGAAGAGGGACCUGAUCGUCAAGGACCACGGCAUCCGGCUGCUGGAGGCCCAGAUCGCCACGGGCGGCGUGGUCGACCCCGUGCACAGCCACCGCGUCCCCGUGGAGGUGGCCUACCAGCGCGGCUACUUCGACGAAGAGAUGAACCGGAUCCUGUCCGACCCCUCGGACGACACCAAGGGCUUCUUCGACCCCAACACCCACGAGAACCUGACCUACCUGCAGCUGCUGCGCCGCUGCGUGCGCGACCCGGACACCGGGCUCUCCAUGCUGCAGCUGGCCGCCCCGGGCUCCCCCGUCUUUCAGCUGAGCGAGCAGAUGCGUGUGGCCCUGCAGAGCGCCCCGGCCGCCGGCAGCGCGGCCCUCUUCCAGGGCCAGACCGUCUCCGUGUGGGAGUUCCUCUUCUCCAGCUAUGUGACAGAGGCCCGGCGGCAGGAGCUGCUGGGGGGCUACCGGGCGAGGACCCUGGGCCUGGAGGAGCUGGGUGCGACCCUCUCCGUCCUGGUGGCAGAGGCCACGGCCCGCCACGGACAGCGGGAGUGUGUGGGGGCCGGCGUCCCAGCUCGCCCAACGCCGGAGGAGGUCCUGGGAGCCGCCACCAUGGAAGUCAGGCUCGGUCCCCUCCGGGGGCCAGAGGUCAGCGUAUGGCGGGUCCUCAGCUCCGAGUAUCUGAGGGAGAGUCAGAGGCAGGAGCUCCUGGACCAGUUUGGGUCCGGCACCCUGGCCCUGCCGGCCCUGACCCGCCGACUGUCCAUUAUCAUCGAGGAGACCGAGCAGGGGCGGGCCGGCCUGGGACCCGACGUGGAGGCCGCCUUGCGAGCCGCCACCAUGGAGGUUGCCGUGGGCCAGUUUAAUGGGCAGCGGGUCUCGGUGUGGGACGUCCUCUCCUCCAGCUACCUGGUCGAGGCCAGGCGGCGGGAUCUCCUGGAGAGAUUUGGCUCGGGGGCCCUAACCAUGACGGCCCUGGUGGACAUCCUGACGUCCGCAGUCGAGGACACGGAACGGAAGGCCGGCAAGGUCUCCUUCCGGGGCCUCCGGCGGCAGGUGUCGGCCUCGCAGCUGUGCAGUUCUAAGAUCAUCAGCAUCGAGACCCUGCGGGACCUGGCCGAGGGAACCAAGACCAUGAAGCAGGUCACUGAGAUGGACUCGGUCAAGAGGUACCUGGAGGGGACCAGCUGCAUCGCCGGGGUCCUGGUGCCCUCCCGGGAGGACCCGACCAAGCAGGAGAAGAUGACCAUCUACCAGGCCAUGUGGAAGGGCAUCCUGAGGCCCGGCACGGCCCUGGUGCUCCUGGAGGCCCAGGCGGCCACGGGCUUCGUCAUCGACCCUCUGGGGAACCGGCGGCUCUCCGUGGAGGAGGCCGUGGCCGCGGACGUGGUGGGUGGGGAGCUCCGCGAGAAGCUGCUGUCGGCCGAGCGGGCCGUGACCGGCUACACGGACCCCUACACCGGCGAGCCCCUCUCCCUCUUCCAGGCCAUGAAGAGGGACCUGAUCGUCAAGGACCACGGCAUCCGGCUGCUGGAGGCCCAGAUCGCCACGGGCGGCGUGGUCGACCCCGUGCACAGCCACCGCGUCCCCGUGGAGGUGGCCUACCAGCGCGGCUACUUCGACGAAGAGAUGAACCGGAUCCUGUCCGACCCCUCGGACGACACCAAGGGCUUCUUCGACCCCAACACCCACGAGAACCUGACCUACCUGCAGCUGCUGCGCCGCUGCGUGCGCGACCCGGACACCGGGCUCUCCAUGCUGCAGCUGGCCGCCCCGGGAUCCCCCGUCUUUCAGCUGAGCGAGCAGAUGCGCGUGGCCCUGCAGAGCGCCCCGGCCGCCGGCAGCGCGGCCCUCUUCCAGGGCCAGACCGUCUCCGUGUGGGAGUUCCUCUUCUCCAGCUAUGUGACAGAGGCCCGGCGGCAGGAGCUGCUGGGGGGCUACCGGGCGAGGACCCUGGGCCUGGAGGAGCUGGGUGCGACCCUCUCCGUCCUGGUGGCAGAGGCCACGGCCCGCCACGGACAGCGGGAGUGUGUGGGGGCCGGCGUCCCAGCUCGCCCAACGCCGGAGGAGGUCCUGGGAGCCGCCACCAUGGAAGUCAGGCUCGGUCCCCUCCGGGGGCCGUCGGUCAGCGUAUGGCGGGUCCUCAGCUCCGAGUAUCUGAGGGAGAAUCAGAGGCAGGAGCUCCUGGACCAGUUUGGGUCCGGCACCCUGGCCCUGCCGGCCCUGACCCGCCGACUGGCCGUUAUCAUCGAGGAGACCGAGCAGGGGCAGGCAGGCCCGGGACCCGACGUGGAAGCUGCCUUACGGGCUGCCACCAUGAAAGUCACCAUGGGCCAGUUUAACGGGCAGCCUGUCUCGGUGUGGGACGUCCUCUUCUCCAGCUACCUGGAUGAAGCCGGUAGGCAGGAUCUCCUGGAGAGAUUUGGCUCGGGGGCCCUAACCAUGAAGGCCCUGGUGGACAUCCUGACGUCCGCAGUCGAGGACACGGAACGGAAGGCCGGCAAGGUCUCCUUCCGGGGCCUCCGGCGGCAGGUGUCGGCCUUGCAGCUUUGUGACUCUAAGAUCAUCAGCAUCGAGACCCUGCGGCACCUUGCCGAGGGAACCAAGACCAUUAAGCAAGUCACUGAGAUGGACUCGGUCAAGAGGUACCUGGAGGGGACCAGCUGCAUCGCCGGGGUCCUGGUGCCCUCCCGGGAGGACCCGACCAAACAGGAGAAGAUGACCAUCUACCAGGCCAUGUGGAAGGGCAUCCUGAGGCCCGGCACGGCCCUGGUGCUCCUGGAGGCCCAGGCGGCCACGGGCUUCGUCAUCGACCCUCUGGGGAACCGGCGGCUCUCCGUGGAGGAGGCCGUGGCCGCGGGCGUGGUGGGCGGGGAGCUCCGCGAGAAGCUGCUGUCGGCCGAGCGGGCCGUGACCGGCUACACGGACCCCUACACCGGCGAGCCCCUCUCCCUCUUCCAGGCCAUGAAGAGGGACCUGAUCGUCAAGGACCACGGCAUCCGGCUGCUGGAGGCCCAGAUCGCCACGGGCGGCGUGGUCGACCCCGUGCACAGCCACCGCGUCCCCGUGGAGGUGGCCUACCAGCGCGGCUACUUCGACGAAGAGAUGAACCGGAUCCUGUCCGACCCCUCGGACGACACCAAGGGCUUCUUCGACCCCAACACCCACGAGAACCUGACCUACCUGCAGCUGCUGCGCCGCUGCGUGCGCGACCCGGACACCGGGCUCUCCAUGCUGCAGCUGGCCGCCCCGGGCUCCCCCGUCUUUCAGCUGAGCGAGCAGAUGCGUGUGGCCCUGCAGAGCGCCCCGGCCGCCGGCAGCGCGGCCCUCUUCCAGGGCCAGACCGUCUCCGUGUGGGAGUUCCUCUUCUCCAGCUAUGUGACAGAGGCCCGGCGGCAGGAGCUGCUGGGGGGCUACCGGGCGAGGACCCUGGGCCUGGAGGAGCUGGGUGCGACCCUCUCCGUCCUGGUGGCAGAGGCCACGGCCCGCCACGGACAGCGGGAGUGUGUGGGGGCCGGCGUCCCAGCUCGCCCAACGCCGGAGGAGGUCCUGGGAGCCGCCACCAUGGAAGUCAGGCUCGGUCCCCUCCGGGGGCCGGAGGUCAGCGUAUGGCGGGUCCUCAGCUCCGAGUAUCUGAGGGAGAGUCAGAGGCAGGAGCUCCUGGACCAGUUUGGGUCCGGCACCCUGGCCCUGCCGGCCCUGACCCGCCGACUGUCCAUUAUCAUCGAGGAGACCGAGCAGGGGCGGGCCGGCCUGGGACCCGACGUGGAGGCCGCCUUGCGAGCCGCCACCAUGGAGGUUGCCGUGGGCCAGUUUAAUGGGCAGCGGGUCUCGGUGUGGGACGUCCUCUCCUCCAGCUACCUGGUCGAGGCCAGGCGGCGGGAUCUCCUGGAGAGAUUUGGCUCGGGGGCCCUAACCAUGACGGCCCUGGUGGACAUCCUGACGUCCGCAGUCGAGGACACGGAACGGAAGGCCGGCAAGGUCUCCUUCCGGGGCCUCCGGCGGCAGGUGUCGGCCUCGCAGCUGUGCAGUUCUAAGAUCAUCAGCAUCGAGACCCUGCGGGACCUGGCCGAGGGAACCAAGACCAUGAAGCAGGUCACUGAGAUGGACUCGGUCAAGAGGUACCUGGAGGGGACCAGCUGCAUCGCCGGGGUCCUGGUGCCCUCCCGGGAGGACCCGACCAAGCAGGAGAAGAUGACCAUCUACCAGGCCAUGUGGAAGGGCAUCCUGAGGCCCGGCACGGCCCUGGUGCUCCUGGAGGCCCAGGCGGCCACGGGCUUCGUCAUCGACCCUCUGGGGAACCGGCGGCUCUCCGUGGAGGAGGCCGUGGCCGCGGGCGUGGUGGGCGGGGAGCUCCGCGAGAAGCUGCUGUCGGCCGAGCGGGCCGUGACCGGCUACACGGACCCCUACACCGGCGAGCCCCUCUCCCUCUUCCAGGCCAUGAAGAGGGACCUGAUCGUCAAGGACCACGGCAUCCGGCUGCUGGAGGCCCAGAUCGCCACGGGCGGCGUGGUCGACCCCGUGCACAGCCACCGCGUCCCCGUGGAGGUGGCCUACCAGCGCGGCUACUUCGACGAAGAGAUGAACCGGAUCCUGUCCGACCCCUCGGACGACACCAAGGGCUUCUUCGACCCCAACACCCACGAGAACCUGACCUACCUGCAGCUGCUGCGCCGCUGCGUGCGCGACCCGGACACCGGGCUCUCCAUGCUGCAGCUGGCCGCCCCGGGAUCCCCCGUCUUUCAGCUGAGCGAGCAGAUGCGCGUGGCCCUGCAGAGCGCCCCGGCCGCCGGCAGCGCGGCCCUCUUCCAGGGCCAGACCGUCUCCGUGUGGGAGUUCCUCUUCUCCAGCUAUGUGACAGAGGCCCGGCGGCAGGAGCUGCUGGGGGGCUACCGGGCGAGGACCCUGGGCCUGGAGGAGCUGGGUGCGACCCUCUCCGUCCUGGUGGCAGAGGCCAGGGCCCGCCACGGACAGCGGGAGGGAGUGGGACUCGGUGCCGCAGCUCGCCCUACGCUGCAGGAGGUCCUGGGAGCUGCCACCAUGGAAGUCAGGUUCGGUCCCCUCCGGGGGCCGUCGGUCAGCGUAUGGCGUGUCCUCAGCUCCGAGUACCUGAGGGAGAGUCAGAGGCAGGAGCUCCUGGACCAGUUUGGGUCCGGCACCCUGGCCCUGCCGGCCCUGACCCGCCGACUGGCCGUUAUCAUCGAGGAGACCGAGCAGGGGCAGGCAGGCCCGGGACCCGACGUGGAAGCUGCCUUACGGGCUGCCACCAUGAAAGUCACCAUGGGCCAGUUUAACGGGCAGCCUGUCUCGGUGUGGGACGUCCUCUUCUCCAGCUACCUGGAUGAAGCCGGUAGGCAGGAUCUCCUGGAGAGAUUUGGCUCGGGGGCCCUAACCAUGAAGGCCCUGGUGGACAUCCUGACGUCCGCAGUCGAGGACACGGAACGGAAGGCCGGCAAGGUCUCCUUCCGGGGCCUCCGGCGGCAGGUGUCGGCCUUGCAGCUUUGUGACUCUAAGAUCAUCAGCAUCGAGACCCUGCGGCACCUUGCCGAGGGAACCAAGACCAUUAAGCAAGUCACUGAGAUGGACUCGGUCAAGAGGUACCUGGAGGGGACCAGCUGCAUCGCCGGGGUCCUGGUGCCCUCCCGGGAGGACCCGACCAAACAGGAGAAGAUGACCAUCUACCAGGCCAUGUGGAAGGGCAUCCUGAGGCCCGGCACGGCCCUGGUGCUCCUGGAGGCCCAGGCGGCCACGGGCUUCGUCAUCGACCCUCUGGGGAACCGGCGGCUCUCCGUGGAGGAGGCCGUGGCCGCGGGCGUGGUGGGCGGGGAGCUCCGCGAGAAGCUGCUGUCGGCCGAGCGGGCCGUGACCGGCUACACGGACCCCUACACCGGCGAGCCCCUCUCCCUCUUCCAGGCCAUGAAGAGGGACCUGAUCGUCAAGGACCACGGCAUCCGGCUGCUGGAGGCCCAGAUCGCCACGGGCGGCGUGGUCGACCCCGUGCACAGCCACCGCGUCCCCGUGGAGGUGGCCUACCAGCGCGGCUACUUCGACGAAGAGAUGAACCGGAUCCUGUCCGACCCCUCGGACGACACCAAGGGCUUCUUCGACCCCAACACCCACGAGAACCUGACCUACCUGCAGCUGCUGCGCCGCUGCGUGCGCGACCCGGACACCGGGCUCUCCAUGCUGCAGCUGGCCGCCCCGGGCUCCCCCGUCUUUCAGCUGAGCGAGCAGAUGCGUGUGGCCCUGCAGAGCGCCCCGGCCGCCGGCAGCGCGGCCCUCUUCCAGGGCCAGACCGUCUCCGUGUGGGAGUUCCUCUUCUCCAGCUAUGUGACAGAGGCCCGGCGGCAGGAGCUGCUGGGGGGCUACCGGGCGAGGACCCUGGGCCUGGAGGAGCUGGGUGCGACCCUCUCCGUCCUGGUGGCAGAGGCCACGGCCCGCCACGGACAGCGGGAGUGUGUGGGGGCCGGCGUCCCAGCUCGCCCAACGCCGGAGGAGGUCCUGGGAGCCGCCACCAUGGAAGUCAGGCUCGGUCCCCUCCGGGGGCCAGAGGUCAGCGUAUGGCGGGUCCUCAGCUCCGAGUAUCUGAGGGAGAGUCAGAGGCAGGAGCUCCUGGACCAGUUUGGGUCCGGCACCCUGGCCCUGCCGGCCCUGACCCGCCGACUGUCCAUUAUCAUCGAGGAGACCGAGCAGGGGCGGGCCGGCCCGGGACCCGACGUGGAGGCCGCCUUGCGAGCCGCCACCAUGGAGGUUGCCGUGGGCCAGUUUAAUGGGCAGCGGGUCUCGGUGUGGGACGUCCUCUCCUCCAGCUACCUGGUCGAGGCCAGGCGGCGGGAUCUCCUGGAGAGAUUUGGCUCGGGGGCCCUAACCAUGACGGCCCUGGUGGACAUCCUGACGUCCGCAGUCGAGGACACGGAACGGAAGGCCGGCAAGGUCUCCUUCCGGGGCCUCCGGCGGCAGGUGUCGGCCUCGCAGCUGUGCAGUUCUAAGAUCAUCAGCAUCGAGACCCUGCGGGACCUGGCCGAGGGAACCAAGACCAUGAAGCAGGUCACUGAGAUGGACUCGGUCAAGAGGUACCUGGAGGGGACCAGCUGCAUCGCCGGGGUCCUGGUGCCCUCCCGGGAGGACCCGACCAAGCAGGAGAAGAUGACCAUCUACCAGGCCAUGUGGAAGGGCAUCCUGAGGCCCGGCACGGCCCUGGUGCUCCUGGAGGCCCAGGCGGCCACGGGCUUCGUCAUCGACCCUCUGGGGAACCGGCGGCUCUCCGUGGAGGAGGCCGUGGCCGCGGGCGUGGUGGGCGGGGAGCUCCGCGAGAAGCUGCUGUCGGCCGAGCGGGCCGUGACCGGCUACACGGACCCCUACACCGGCGAGCCCCUCUCCCUCUUCCAGGCCAUGAAGAGGGACCUGAUCGUCAAGGACCACGGCAUCCGGCUGCUGGAGGCCCAGAUCGCCACGGGCGGCGUGGUCGACCCCGUGCACAGCCACCGCGUCCCCGUGGAGGUGGCCUACCAGCGCGGCUACUUCGACGAAGAGAUGAACCGGAUCCUGUCCGACCCCUCGGAUGACACCAAGGGCUUCUUCGACCCCAACACCCACGAGAACCUGACCUACCUGCAGCGGCUGCGCCGCUGCGUGCGCGACCCGGACACCGGGCUCUCCAUGCUGCAGCUGGCCGCCCCGGGAUCCCCCGUCUUUCAGCUGAGCGAGCAGAUGCGCGUGGCCCUGCAGAGCGCCCCGGCCGCCGGCAGCGCGGCCCUCUUCCAGGGCCAGACCGUCUCCGUGUGGGAGUUCCUCUUCUCCAGCUAUGUGACAGAGGCCCGGCGGCAGGAGCUGCUGGGGGGCUACCGGGCGAGGACCCUGGGCCUGGAGGAGCUGGGUGCGACCCUCUCCGUCCUGGUGGCAGAAGCCACGGCCCGCCACGGACAGCGGGAGUGUGUGGGGGCCGGCGUCCCAGCUCGCCCAACGCUGCAGGAGGUCCUGGGAGCCGCCACCAUGGAAGUCAGGCUCGGUCCCCUCCGGGGGCCGGAGGUCAGCGUAUGGCGGGUCCUCAGCUCCGAGUAUCUGAGGGAGAGUCAGAGGCAGGAGCUCCUGGACCAGUUUGGGUCCGGCACCCUGGCCCUGCCGGCCCUGACCCGCCGACUGUCCAUUAUCAUCGAGGAGACCGAGCAGGGGCGGGCCGGCCUGGGACCCGACGUGGAGGCCGCCUUGCGAGCCGCCACCAUGGAGGUUGCCGUGGGCCAGUUUAAUGGGCAGCGGGUCUCGGUGUGGGACGUCCUCUCCUCCAGCUACCUGGUCGAGGCCAGGCGGCGGGAUCUCCUGGAGAGAUUUGGCUCGGGGGCCCUAACCAUGACGGCCCUGGUGGACAUCCUGACGUCCGCAGUCGAGGACACGGAACGGAAGGCCGGCAAGGUCUCCUUCCGGGGCCUCCGGCGGCAGGUGUCGGCCUCGCAGCUGUGCAGUUCUAAGAUCAUCAGCAUCGAGACCCUGCGGGACCUGGCCGAGGGAACCAAGACCAUGAAGCAGGUCACUGAGAUGGACUCGGUCAAGAGGUACCUGGAGGGGACCAGCUGCAUCGCCGGGGUCCUGGUGCCCUCCCGGGAGGACCCGACCAAGCAGGAGAAGAUGACCAUCUACCAGGCCAUGUGGAAGGGCAUCCUGAGGCCCGGCACGGCCCUGGUGCUCCUGGAGGCCCAGGCGGCCACGGGCUUCGUCAUCGACCCUCUGGGGAACCGGCGGCUCUCCGUGGAGGAGGCCGUGGCCGCGGACGUGGUGGGCGGGGAGCUCCGCGAGAAGCUGCUGUCGGCCGAGCGGGCCGUGACCGGCUACACGGACCCCUACACCGGCGAGCCCCUCUCCCUCUUCCAGGCCAUGAAGAGGGACCUGAUCGUCAAGGACCACGGCAUCCGGCUGCUGGAGGCCCAGAUCGCCACGGGCGGCGUGGUCGACCCCGUGCACAGCCACCGCGUCCCCGUGGAGGUGGCCUACCAGCGCGGCUACUUCGACGAAGAGAUGAACCGGAUCCUGUCCGACCCCUCGGACGACACCAAGGGCUUCUUCGACCCCAACACCCACGAGAACCUGACCUACCUGCAGCUGCUGCGCCGCUGCGUGCGCGACCCGGACACCGGGCUCUCCAUGCUGCAGCUGGCCGCCCCGGGCUCCCCCGUCUUUCAGCUGAGCGAGCAGAUGCGCGUGGCCCUGCAGAGCGCCCCGGCCGCCGGCAGCGCGGCCCUCUUCCAGGGCCAGACCGUCUCCGUGUGGGAGUUCCUCUUCUCCAGCUAUGUGACAGAGGCCCGGCGGCAGGAGCUGCUGGGGGGCUACCGGGCGAGGACCCUGGGCCUGGAGGAGCUGGGUGCGACCCUCUCCGUCCUGGUGGCAGAGGCCACGGCCCGCCACGGACAGCGGGAGGGAGUGGGACUCGGUGUCGCAGCUCGCCCUACGCUGCAGGAGGUCCUGGGAGCCGCCACCAUGAAAGUCAGGUUCGGUCCCCUCCGGGGGCCGUCGGUCAGCGUAUGGCGUGUCCUCAGCUCCGAGUACCUGAGGGAGAGUCAGAGGCAGGAGCUCCUGGACCAGUUUGGGUCCGGCACCCUGGCCCUGCCGGCCCUGACCCGCCGACUGGCCGUUAUCAUCGAGGAGACCGAGCAGGGGCAGGCAGGCCCGGGACCCGACGUGGAAGCUGCCUUACGGGCUGCCACCAUGAAAGUCACCAUGGGCCAGUUUAACGGGCAGCCUGUCUCGGUGUGGGACGUCCUCUUCUCCAGCUACCUGGAUGAAGCCGGUAGGCAGGAUCUCCUGGAGAGAUUUGGCUCGGGGGCCCUAACCAUGAAGGCCCUGGUGGACAUCCUGACGUCCGCAGUCGAGGACACGGAACGGAAGGCCGGCAAGGUCUCCUUCCAGGGCCUCCGGCGGCAGGUGUCGGCCUUGCAGCUUUGUGACUCUAAGAUCAUCAGCAUCGAGACCCUGCGGCACCUUGCCGAGGGAACCAAGACCAUUAAGCAAGUCACUGAGAUGGACUCGGUCAAGAGGUACCUGGAGGGGACCAGCUGCAUCGCCGGGGUCCUGGUGCCCUCCCGGGAGGACCCGACCAAACAGGAGAAGAUGACCAUCUACCAGGCCAUGUGGAAGGGCAUCCUGAGGCCCGGCACGGCCCUGGUGCUCCUGGAGGCCCAGGCGGCCACGGGCUUCGUCAUCGACCCUCUGGGGAACCGGCGGCUCUCCGUGGAGGAGGCCGUGGCCGCGGACGUGGUGGGCGGGGAGCUCCGCGAGAAGCUGCUGUCGGCCGAGCGGGCCGUGACCGGCUACACGGACCCCUACACCGGCGAGCCCCUCUCCCUCUUCCAGGCCAUGAAGAGGGACCUGAUCGUCAAGGACCACGGCAUCCGGCUGCUGGAGGCCCAGAUCGCCACGGGCGGCGUGGUCGACCCCGUGCACAGCCACCGCGUCCCCGUGGAGGUGGCCUACCAGCGCGGCUACUUCGACGAAGAGAUGAACCGGAUCCUGUCCGACCCCUCGGAUGACACCAAGGGCUUCUUCGACCCCAACACCCACGAGAACCUGACCUACUUGCAGCUUAUGCGUCGGUGUGUGUGCCACCCCGACACUGGCCUUCUAUUUCUGUCACUGAAGUGAGCAGGUGCGCUCCUCAUGGCAUCACAGUUUUGUUUACCUUCUUCACUUUUAUUUUCGAAUCUUUUAUCACAUUUCUUCCAGUUUUCAGUUGUUGUUUUGUGACCACAAUUUUUUUUUCAUUAUGCCACAGUUAGAACACCUUGCUUUAGAGUCUGUAUCUCUGUUUCUACUUUUUUCUUUUUUUACCAAUUUUCUGUGUCUUUUCCUUGAAUAAACACUCCAUCGUUCAGUUGAA